AUGUUGCUUCAUUACGUAAUUUUCAUCAUUCUAUUCAACUACAUCCCACAACUCCACGGCUUACAAACCAAAAUUGUGCCAAAACAGAGUAUUCGGUCUGCAUAUGGAAAAUACCUAAGUGGUCACGUGUUCAACGUGACGUCACAAGCUGCGCACAUCCAGCAUUGCUUGGCGGAUUGUUGGGCAGAGAAUGAUCGCUGUCAGAGUUUUAAUUACAUCGUGGAUUUGAAUAAGUGUGAAUUAAACGAAGCAAGCAAUCUGACCAAUCCCCGAGAUCUCAUUGACAGGCCUGACAUGGUCUACUUGACGAAUCCAAUGUUUGGACGUGAAAAUGUAUGUUGAUAUUUAGUUUGCCACCAUCAUCAUCAUCACCACCAUCGCAACCACCAACAUCAUCAUUAUCGACCUUGCACCAUAAUCAUUACUGUCAUCACUAUUAUCACCAUCAUCACUGUCAUCACCAUCAUUACCAUUAUCUCCCCCAUCAUCGUCAUCACCAUUAUCACCACCAUCAUCAUCAUCACCAUCAUCAUUAUUAUCACCAUCAUCAUCAUCAUCAUCAUCAUCAUCGUCACCAUUAUUACCACCAUCAUCAUCAUCACCGUUAUCACCAUCAUCAUCAUCACCAUUAUCAUCACCAUCAUCAUCACCAUCACCAUUAUCAUCAUCAUCACCAUCAUCAUCGUCACUGUGUUCCACGCACACCUCCUAAAAUUUGUUCAUUUUCUGCUUUAGAGACCACAAAUGCCACGGUACACAAAACAAAUGCCCGUUACUCCGUUAGGUUUGUAUACAUUGGCAAUGACUUUGUAUGGUUGAUGCGCAAAAAAUCUUGAUAUUUUCAUUGCACAAUAUAGAUCCUUGUGCAAGCAAUCCAUGUGAACAUGCGAAAUAUUGUGUUAAGGAUGACAAACUCGGAUAUCGGUGUGAAAAUUGUCAUUCAGGUUACCAUGGACCCAGAUGUGAAGAAUGUAAGUUUGUAUUACAAAUUUUAGCAAGACAAUAUUCGUUAUGGCGGUAACGAUGAUGUCUUUGGUGGUGAUGAUGGUGGUGAUAAUGAUGAUGGUGAUGAUGGUAGUGGUGGUGAUGAUGGUAGUGAUGGUGAUGAUAGUGGUAGUGAUGAUGGUGGUGGUGAUGAUGGUGAUGAUAGUGGUAGUAAUGAUGAGAUGAUGGUGGUGGUGAUGAUGAUGGUGGUAGUGAAGAUGGUGGUGGUGGUGAUGAUGAUGAUGAUAGUGGUGGUGACGAUGGUGAUGAUGGUGGUGGUGAUAAUGAUGGUAGUGAUGAUGACGGUGAUAAUGGUGGUGGUGAUGGUGAUGAUGGUGGUGGUGAUGAUGUUGAUGAUGAUGAUUAA
Molecule: messenger RNA, 1351 nt
Organism: Paramuricea clavata
Lineage: Eukaryota; Metazoa; Cnidaria; Anthozoa; Malacalcyonacea; Plexauridae
Source: the annotation of a GenBank genome assembly